CAUUAUUUUUUCAUGUUUCUUUGCGGGUCUGUAUACUUUUAAUUAAAUAAAUUUUUAUGCCUAAUUUUUAUAUAAAAGAAGAUGGAAUCACGACAAGAGUAUUUGUCACAACUACGAGAUUUUAUAAAAGAAGUUGAUGAAGAAGUUACUAUGGUACUUCAAAAUCUACAGUGGGAUAAAGACAAAUCAAUGGAGGCGGAGCCAUUGGUAACAUGCAAGUUUGAUACAAAUCAUAGAAUACCACUAAGAAAACAAAAGGAACAUGAAGAUAAAUGUUUUCUUAAAUAUCAAGGAUAUCAUUCAAAUGUCUUUUUGCCCGAGCCUUUGGAACCAAGUGCUAAGACUCUUGUAAAAUUUACUUCCGAUGAAAUAAAACAGAUAAUAGAUUCAGCAUCAGAAAACGAUUCAUUGUUUAAAAGAGGUAACGGAAGUGUAGUGUCUCAGCCACUGACUUUGGAUCGGAUUACAACAACAUACACGACAGAUGAAAGAAGAGCCAUUCACGAUGCUGUCGUUAACACUAUGCCAUCAUUUCACGAUCUCUCCGAUCUUGCACUACCCAGUUGUGGUCCAUCGGAGAGCAAGCAGAAGUGUCGGCUGGAGGUGCUGGCCGAGCUGCGCGACAUGCGGCGCCGGCGGCCGCGCUACCGCGUGGCGCUGCCCGCCGGGAGCUACUCCUGCGCACUCAGGGAUCUGAUCGCCUCGCAAAUGGAAAUGUAUACAGGUUCAAAUACGGGAAUUAAAAUCGAGCAAACUGGUGAGAAAAUUAGUAACAAGUCACGAAAUCAUACAAACAGACAUGAAGACAAACACGCACGAAACGUUGAUAAGUGUAAGACAGGAAAUCUGAGAGACUUCGAAGAUCGGGAGCGCUACGUGCGAGAUAGUGCAGACAAGUUCAGUAACAAGGACGCUCGACACUCCGAAGUUAGAAGCGACCGAGAACGUUCGUCGUAUUCGAACGAGAGAGACAGAAGACGUAGUAGAUACGAUGAUAGAAAGAGAUGGGAAAAGAAUAACGAUUCUCAUAGUGAGGACCGUAUAUAUAGUUCAAAGAACAGACGCAACGACGAUCACAGAGGAAGACAUAGAGACAGAAAAGAUGAAUACAGAAGAGAAGAGAAAAGUGAGCACAGGCGAUAUUACGAUUACGACAGCCGCUAUGGGAAACCGGGAAAACAGACGGCCAAAGACAAAAGUCGUCGUAAAGAAAACAGAUAGAGAUGUGCCUGUCAGUAUUACCAUAAUUGUAUGAAG
Molecule: messenger RNA, 1257 nt
Organism: Vanessa tameamea
Lineage: Eukaryota; Metazoa; Arthropoda; Insecta; Lepidoptera; Nymphalidae
Product: U11/U12 small nuclear ribonucleoprotein 48 kDa protein-like
Exons: 6
Coding region: 82-1221 (379 amino acids)
Source: RefSeq, a predicted model, not a curated record